Thyridium curvatum is the source of this 1734-nucleotide messenger RNA. RefSeq lists its product as uncharacterized. The record is from RefSeq and is a predicted model, not a curated record. Bases 1 to 1734 code for a protein of 577 amino acids. The transcript has a single exon. Lineage: Eukaryota; Fungi; Ascomycota; Sordariomycetes; Thyridiales; Thyridiaceae.
AUGUCUUCCGAUACCGAGACCGCUGCCCGGCAGCCCAACGGCGUCAUCGAUCAACGGCCGACGACUCCGCUGAACCAGGACAACGCCGUCACUUCCUCACAAGUCACCCUCCCCUCUACAGAAGCGCCCGCGUCGCCCAUUGAGCCCGGCCAAUCGUUCAAGACCGAGAACCAAGACGAGCGCAUUCCGGCGUCCAUUAUCCCCUCUUCUCUUACUCCCCCACCCUCGUCCCAGGUCCCCAACAAUGGGCCCACCCAUGGAGGCGGACCGAUCCACGGGGCAGCAAUCAGCUCGCAGCGAUCUGCCAUCCUCUCGCCGCCAGUGACCGGCCUGAAUACUACCUUCCGCCGAGACGCAGCAGCAGCUUCCGAGUAUGCGCCGCCCUCACCGACACAAGUCGUCGAGGCGUCGCCGGAAGAGCUUCGAGGCAUGCUCCAGGCAUGUAUCGCUGAGCAAGCCAAGCUCAAGAUGGAGACGGCGCACCACAAGUUGCAGUAUAACUUGCUGAACUUGCAAGCCGAAGACGAUGCCAAGCGAGCUGCUGUCGAACACGAAAUGACCCGCCGUGAGGUCGAUGCCCUCCGCGCCUCGGAGCACUCGAGGCAAGCUCGCCGCGAGCUUAGUGCAGUUUCGGAGUCGAUGCAAGCCAAAUACUAUCAAUUGAGAUCGUGGUACGAGGAACUCGUUGAAGAAAACGAUGCCCUUGUCAAGAGGCUCAAGGUGGCCAAGAAAGUCAUCCAGCAAAAGGAGGAAACCAUCAUUGGCAUGGCCGAAGAGAAGGAAAUGUUGCUGAAUCGUCUGCGCGAGAACCGGGAGCAUUUCCAUCAGCUCUGUAGCCCCGGCGGCAUUUUCCACACUGCCAUGACACCGAAAUCUCAGACCAUUUCGACUCCUGUUCAGCACCGUGUCACCCCGCGGCAGACGCCUCGCUCGCACGACCGUGAUGCGCGAGACGGUGGGCUCGCCAUGAUACUUCAGGUCAUGAGCCAGGAGAACAACAGCGCGCCUUCAACACCGACUACCCCUCACCGUCCUGCACCUCGCAACUUCCCCAAGCAUACCCGUGGGGCCCAGUCGCUCUCCUCGCUUCCCACCACACCAACAUCGCGACCUCGAGGCCCCCACGCAGGCCUGCUUCCGUCGGUCGACCUUGUACCCCAGACCGAGCCUCCUCACCGGUACAGCAGACAGUACGUGCCGGAGACACCUACUCGACAACGUGGCUCACGACGCAAGAGCCGCGAGAGCACCAUCUCGGCCGAUGAUAACGAAGAGCUCGCUCGCCAGGCUCUCGAGUCGGUCGCUGCCGCCGCCGCCACAUCCUCUUUUGACUCGCAGGGCUCUCAUGGCUCGCGCAGCUCCCGAGCUCGCCGCGCCAGUGAAGAAGAGGAGGAGAUCUACGAGAGCCAAGCUAGUCAAGCGGCUUCGCAGAUGCUCCGACGCGACCCUCGUGAGAGUUUCGAGGUUGCCAGCUCUCGGGGUGGCUCUCGUGACGUGACGCCAGUUCCGACCGAGAAGAGCGCCAAACUUCAGGCUAAGAUCUUCGGCAGCGUCAACAAGGCCUCUAUGUCCUCAGACAAGCGCAAGUUCAGUGGAGGUCCCAUCUCUGACAUGGGCGUGGUCGACGCCAGGAGAGAGAUAUUGGCGAGUCCGACGAAGAAGCAGAGGGUGGUUGGCAGUAGCCUGCGGGAUGGGGCCCGGAUCGGUCUGGGCAUCCAGUAUGGUCAUGAGUAG